AGACCACUUCGAUGACACUCAAGCUCACAUACUUUGACAUUCGUGGGCUCGCGGAGCCCAUUCGGCUCUUGCUCAAUGACCAGGAAAUCCCAUUUGAAGAUAACCGUAUCAGCCGAGAAGAGUGGGCCGAAAUGAAGUCAACCAUGAUUUUCGCUCAAUUGCCGUGUCUUCAUAUCGGAACUGAAACGAUUGUCCAGUCAGCAGCGAUUCUUCGUCAUCUUGGACGGAUUUAUGGACUCAAUGGCUCCACUGAAUCAGAGACCUCAUUCAUCGAUAUGUUCUCCGAAGGGCUCCGCGAUCUACGCACCAAAUAUUUCACAAUGAUCAAGACAGACUACGAAGAUGGCAAAGAAGCAUACAUAACUGAAACUCUUCCCGGGGAGCUACUACGAAUUGAGAAGUUGUUCUGCACAUUUAACAACGGCGAAAACUUUGUGUCCGGGGACAAGCUGAGCUAUGCAGAUUAUGCUCUAUUCGAGCUUCUCGAUAUUCACCUCAUCCUCACACCAACUGCUCUAAAUGGCACCCCAGCACUGAAAAGAUUUCAUGGACGAUUUGCAGAGCGGCCCAAUAUGAGACUGUAUUUGAAUAAACGGGCCGAACUAAAUCCAUUCGUCAGUGGAAAUGGGAAACAAUAAAACUUUCGGAUUUUUUUGUGUUAAAUUAAUUUUGCAAUACUAAUAAAACUUGUUUCAAAUAA
Messenger RNA from Caenorhabditis elegans, 700 nucleotides. RefSeq names its product Glutathione S-transferase (gene gst-23). Bases 12 to 638 code for a protein of 208 amino acids. Lineage: Eukaryota; Metazoa; Nematoda; Chromadorea; Rhabditida; Rhabditidae. Gene Ontology annotation, molecular function: glutathione transferase activity. The transcript is spliced from 3 exons. The record is from RefSeq and is marked reviewed. Gene Ontology annotation, biological process: response to stress; glutathione metabolic process.